This is a messenger RNA of Penicillium roqueforti, 1212 nucleotides long. Its product is annotated as alpha/beta hydrolase. The record is from RefSeq and is a predicted model, not a curated record. Bases 1 to 1212 code for a protein of 403 amino acids. The transcript has 2 exons. NCBI's taxonomy places the organism in Eukaryota, Fungi, Ascomycota, Eurotiomycetes, Eurotiales, Aspergillaceae.
AUGGGCCUGUACAACGAAACUGUGGAUUUCCUUUCUGGUGCAUUCUCAAACCAUCAGACUCAGAUCCCUUUGCUAGCAGUGACUGGGGCUUCAUUCACACUUGGUCUACUCGCUCGAUCGGUGUUCCCUCAAAACGAAUCGCUCCCGACUGUUCUCGUAUCGCCUCGGUCGACAGUCUUACCCGAGUCGGAGAAUCGUAAAUUGCCUCUCCCGGCUGAUGCCCUGCCCGGUGCUCGCGAUGUCGCUAGCCCAUACGGGUCUAUGCGAGUGUAUGAAUGGGGCCCAGAAGAUGGACCCAAGGUGUUGUUCGUGCACGGUAUCACCACACCGUGUAUCUCGCUCGGCGGGGUGGCCCAUGCGUUGGUGGACCGCGGCUGCCGUGUGAUGCUAUUUGACUUGUUCGGAAGAGGAUACUCCGACUGCCCUGCUGAUCUUCCACAAGAUGACCGCCUCUUCUCGACACAGAUCUUCCUCGCUCUGACAUCAUCGCCUAUCUCUUGGACAGGUGCAGAGUCCGGUAAAUUCUGCCUUACCGGGUACUCUCUGGGAGGUGGCAUUGCGGCUGCCUUUGCAUCCUACUUUCCUAAGCUUCUGUCGUCAUUGGUGCUCCUAGCCCCUUCGGGAUUGCUCCGCGAUUCGCAUAUCAGUUUCCAAAGUCGACUCCUUUACUCAAAGGGUCUUAUGCCUGAGAAUAUCUUAGCAUCCUUGGUUAGCCGUCGGCUGAAGGCAGGCCCCUUGGCCUCGUCCAAGCCCAAGAACGAGAAACCCAGUGCCGCGGAUGUACUCACCGAAGAACUGCCAUCCCAGAGCGCUGCAGCAACUCAAAUUCUGUCCCGAGAGUAUCCCCACAUCAACAUCCCGUCUACCGUGGCGUGGCAGGUGAAUAAUAACAAGGGGUUUGUCCACGCGUUCAUGUCUAGCAUGCGUUAUGGUCCAAUCCUUCGAGAGCGCCAAUGGAACACAUGGGCGCGUCUCGGUGAGUAUUUAACUGCACAGAAUAGCGCCUCAAGCAAUGAAGAUAAAAGGCCGGCGGAUAACAAAGUGCACAUUCUGUGUGGUAAUAGUGAUUCAAUCAUUGUCAAAAGUGAACUUGUUCCAGAUGCCACGGCUGCCCUGGAUGGCAAUGUUGUCUUCAAGUUUUACGAAGCGGGACAUGAGUUCCCCAGCACCAAGUACGAGGAAGUAGCAUCUUACAUCUUCGAUAUACUAUGA